AUGUGUCAAAGAAUCGCGUUUCUAUUGCUCCUCCUCUGGGGCUUCUGUGUAUCCGAGCAGCCAGGUAAGGCAGUCUAAAUUACUUUUGAUUACUGUAUUUAAAUAUUUUAUUUCACAUUUGUUCAUUUGUUAGGUCCCAAAUUAAUCGACGAAACCACUCGAUGGAGCAAAUGUAAUGGAGUUAACCAGUCCAUUUAUGACUUUAAUGUAGAGACUCUUCAAGGGGAAUUCACGGAUCUCUCGCAAUACAAAGGACAAGUUCUCUUGGUCAUCAAUGUCGCUACCUUCUGUGGUAUGUUUCUUAUUUGUUUUUGUUAUUCUUUCAGCCUACACCCAACAAUACACUGACUUUAAUCCCCUGAUCGAGAAGAACCGCGCCAAUGGAAAUGAUUUCACCAUCCUGGCCUUCCCUUGCAACCAAUUCUAUCUUCAAGAGCCAGCUGAAAACCACGAGCUUUUGAAUGGUUGGUUAAAAGACAAACGAUCAUCAAUGUAGUAUUUUGCUUUUUAAAACCAUUUAUUUUUAAGGAAUCAUGCACGUCCGCCCUGGAAACGGCUGGAGACCUCACAGGAAUCUGCAUAUCUACGGGAAAGUGGAGGUGAAUGGAGCCAACCAUCAUCCCCUAUAUGAAUUCUUGAAGGAUACUUGCCCUCAGACAGUUGUCCAGAUCGGAAAGAGAGACGAACUCAUCUACAAUCCUAUCCGAGUAAAUGACAUCACCUGGAACUUUGAGAAGUUCUUGAUCGAUCGUCAAGGCCGUCCUCGUUAUCGUUUCCAUCCAACGGCCUGGUCUCAUGGCGAAGUUGUGCAACCUUUUGUGGAGAAACUUCUCAAGGAAAAGGCCGAAUUAUGA
Molecule: messenger RNA, 854 nt
Organism: Bursaphelenchus xylophilus (pine wood nematode)
Lineage: Eukaryota; Metazoa; Nematoda; Chromadorea; Rhabditida; Aphelenchoididae
Source: the annotation of a GenBank genome assembly